Molecule: messenger RNA, 2736 nt
Organism: Rattus norvegicus (Norway rat)
Lineage: Eukaryota; Metazoa; Chordata; Mammalia; Rodentia; Muridae
Gene: Adgrg7
Product: adhesion G protein-coupled receptor G7
Exons: 16
Coding region: 228-2585 (785 amino acids)
Biological process (GO): G protein-coupled receptor signaling pathway; cell surface receptor signaling pathway
Cellular component (GO): membrane
Molecular function (GO): G protein-coupled receptor activity; transmembrane signaling receptor activity
Source: RefSeq, marked provisional
UUGAUCUCCUCAGUGAAGAAUGAGCAUACUGCGUACCUUUUAUUCUGUGACUCCAACUACAUUAUUGUGAAUUAACUUCAAAACUCUUAAAACAUGAGAACACCUGCCAGACAGACCACUGAAGGGAAGAAUUCUUUUCAUGUUUUAUAACCAUCUCUGGUUACAUUUCUUGACUUAAGGAGAAGCCAGCUGUUUUGCACAUAGUGGUGCAGUGUUUUGGCUUCACCAUGCGUUCCUGCCGAUCCUUCGAUGUCCGGGUCCUGGUGACUAUUGUGUGUGGUUUGCUGACGGGCAUUGUUUUGGGACUGGGCAUCUGGAGGAUGGUCGUAAGGAUCAACAGAGGGUCAUCUGUUUCUGUGUCAAGCACUCCUGUACAGUUCUGCAGGAAUGGUGGAACCUGGCAAAAUGGCAGAUGCAUUUGUACUGAAGAGUGGAGAGGACUCAGAUGUACAAUCGCUAAUUUCUGUGAAAAUAGUACCUUCAUGAACUUCACCUUCGGCAAAAUCCCAGUGGGCAGAUAUGGACCUUCUUUUCAAAUAUGUGGACCAAACACUGUAAAUGCGGGCCAGCCUCAAGCAACUCGGCUGUGUGGUGUUUCUGAGUAUGGAGUGAUAGAAGCACUAAAUGUUACAAUAGGAAACUGUGAUAAAAAUCUAGAGAUUCUGGAGAAGCAGAUAAACGACAUCUCGAACAACUCUCAGAAUAUUUCUUCAGAUGCUCAGGUUUUAACAACAGAUGCCAGUAAACUGACAGCUGAGAACAUCACUUCUGCUACUACAGUGGUUGGACAGAUCUUCAAUAAAACCAGAAAUGCUAAUAGUGAGGCAAAAAAAGUUGCUGUAACCACAGUGAGUCAGAUUUUGGAUGCCAGCGAAGAUGUUUUUCAAAAAGCUGCUGAGAAUGACAAUAGCAACUCCUUUUCCAAUCUCAUUGAGCAAAUGGAGAAUUACUCCUUUUCUCUGGGUGAUGAAGCAGUGGUGGAACCUAAUGUAGCAAUCCAGUCAGUCAGUCGAAACAGUGAUUCAGGGCCAAGUGUUCUCUUCUCUGUGCAGAAAGGAUCUAGUGAUUCUCUGGUUUCCAGUGAAACAUCUAUUAACAAAACUGCAGAUGAACUCAAGCCAGAUGGACAGACUGAACUUCAGAUCUUACUUAAUACUGGGGGAAAUAAAAACUCCUGUGGUUUUGUGGUGUAUCAAAACCACAAACUUUUCCAAUCCAAAACUUUCACGGCCACGUCAGAUUUCAGUCAAAAAAUUAUCUCCAGCAAAGUAAAUGCCAGUGAACAAGAACAGAAUAACGUUUCUGUGAAAAUGGUAUUUAAUCCCACGUAUGACAAAAGAGAAUUCCAGCUUUACUCCUAUGCCUGUGUCUACUGGAAUAUUUUAAAAAAGGACUGGGACACAGCUGGCUGCCAAAAAAGCGUGAACGCCUCGGGGUUCCUCGGUUGCCAGUGCAACCACACAACCAAUUUCGCUGUGUUGAUGAGUUUUAAAAAGGAUUACAAGUAUCCCAAAUCCCUAGACGUAUUAUCCAACAUUGGCUGUGCCUUGUCCAUUGCUGGUCUGGCUAUAACAAUCUUAUUUCAGAUUCUUACCAGGAAAAUCAGAAAAACCUCAGUAACCUGGGUGUUGGUCAGUUUGUGUAUAUCGAUGUUGAUUUUUAACCUCCUCUUUGUGUUUGGAAUUGAAAACUCCAAUAAGAACCUAAAGACAAGUGAUAGUAAUAUUAAUGCUAACCCUAAUGAAAACAAAAUACCAGAAACAGACACCAUUGAAACCCCGAAUCCCUCAUGCACAGCCAUUGCUGCCUUGCUCCACUACUUUCUGUUGGGGACAUUUACCUGGAAUGGACUCAGUGCCACACAGCUCUACUUCCUUCUGAUAAGGACCAUGAAGCCUCUCCCUAGGCAUUUCAUUGUCAUCAUCUCAUUAGUUGGAUGGGGAGUUCCAGCAAUAAUAGUAGGUGUAACAAUCGGGAUCAUUUAUGCCCUGAGUGGGAACAAGUCAUACUGGGAGUUAGACUAUCGACAAGAGGAAAUCUGCUGGCUGGCCGUUCCCAAGAACAAUGAUUUUGCCAGAAGUCCACUUUUGUGGUCGUUCAUCAUGCCGGUGACCAUUAUCCUCAUCACCAACAUUGCUAUAUUUGUCAUAAUCACAGUCAAAGUGUUGUGGAAGAACAACCAGAAUCUGACAAGCACAAAGAAGGUUUCAUCCUUAAAGAAGGUUCUUAGCACGUUAUCUAUUGCUGUUGUCUUUGGAGUUACCUGGAUCUUUGCCUAUGCUAUGCUAAUUAAUAACGAUGACAUCAGGAUCGUUUUCAGCUACAUAUUCUGUCUUUUCAACACCACUCAGGGAUUACAAAUCUUCAUUCUCUACACUGUUCGAACAAAAGUAUUUCAGAAUGAAGCUUCCAAAAUACUGAAGUCGCUGUCUUCAUCCUUUGACCGAGCGAAGCCAAUGCCUUCAAUGACCCCGCUGAAACUGCGUGUGAGGAUGUAUAAUAUGCUCAGGUCCAUACCAUCCCUAAAUGAGCGAUUUAGGCUACUGGAGCCCUCUGUAGUAACUGAGGAAACAUCACUGUCUUGAAAGUAACCAAGCAAAGCCAAGUGCCGAACGAGACUGUUACCUAUGAUGGUCAUUUCUAUCCAACUCAUAAGAAUUGAUCUAUUUAUGUUAGUCUCUAAGUCUCCCACAAUAUCUUCCUGAAUACAUGUUAAAACUCGCUGUUUAUUAUCAC